Messenger RNA from Gamsiella multidivaricata, 350 nucleotides. RefSeq lists its product as uncharacterized. Lineage: Eukaryota; Fungi; Mortierellomycota; Mortierellomycetes; Mortierellales; Mortierellaceae. The coding region runs from base 110 to 295 and encodes 61 amino acids. The transcript has 2 exons. The record is from RefSeq and is a predicted model, not a curated record.
CUCCAUGUCUUCCUUGUUGCUCCAAUAAGAUUUCCUCUUCUCUUUGGUAGUGCUCCACUGGUGCCGUAGUCCUUUAGCUUUCUUUGGGCAUUGCUCGCCAACGAGGGCGAUGACUUCAAACCACACUUUGCUCGCGACCUGUCGGCGAUCUGAUGGAAAGUUUAGGAAUUUAAAGAAGCUGAUGGCGGAGAAAUCGUUGAGGUUUCGACCAACUAUUGUGAUGGGCUGGCUUAGGCGAAAGCAUAGAGUCGUAGUUGAUUUCGAAGACGUUGUAUAUCCUUUUCACCAAAUAUAAAUACAAGGGAUCCUAUGCUUUUCGUAAUCGUCACAGGAACAAGAAAGAAGAAAAC